AUGCCCAUCGCUCCUGGCGGCGACCAACGAGAGCCAUGGAUGCAAUUUGGUGGUUUAUACCGCCCAAUCAAUGACCUCAGUCAACCGUGGGUCGCUUCACCAGUUGUCACCACGCCGCAGACUCUGCCACCAACCAAAUCCGCGCUACCUGUCGAACAUCGUGCCGGUUCAUCGUUUUCGAGGAUCCCUAUCGCACAGCCAGCGAUAGAUAGCGGUGGAAGUAACCCUGGAACGAAUAAGCGUCGUAAAGGAUGGGGGCUCUUGGAACGUUUUCGAGGAUCGUCUAAACGGAAUGCGUCGGGGUCGUCGACGUCGUCGGUUCCAGCCACUGAGUCGGUGGUGAAUGACCGAGUCCCUCUUGCUGAAUGGAAAGCAUACGGUUACUAUGCUUGUCCGAACGUUGACGGUGUCACGGGAGCAGCCCCUUGGCCGGUGCCCCCUGAUGUCGAUAUUCAAGGGAUGUUUGACUCUUUACGCAGUGUUGACGGCGACCAUCCAGAGCGGUGGAUUUCGGGGACACAGCAUACUGCGCUGCCUCCUCGUCCGACAAGAUGGAAGGUGCCGAAACCACACGAACCGCUUCCCUUUCCAUGGGAAUGCCAAUUAAAUCCUUUUCUCGAACACCAGCUAUUUGGUCCUACAUCCUUGUGGUUCGACAUAGGUCAAGAUCCUUCUAUGCUUUGCUACGGCACCGUCGAAACUAUGAUACCCAUCUCACGGGCGGACAGGAUUCAACCAGCGACAUACCCAUUUCUCACUCACAUGUUCAUCAACGCUAUCGGCGACGACCCCAUCCAACCUUUCCUCUGGCCUUUCAUGGUCCGCAAUCCUGAAGGAAUCAAAUGCGAAGAUAUAUACAACGCAGUAUACGAGAAUUUUCAGCAAUACGUCUCUCAAUCGGAAUACUACGAUUGGCCGCAGGUUCGCCAGAUUCAAGUCACCAAAGCGUACAGAGCAAGACUGUCCUCCCGGUCAAAUCAUAACUCUGGUUUCGUAGAAGGGAUACAACGCGUGGAUUACCUUGGGGAUAAUAUCAUGUUUCGAGGCCUCGAGCCCAACCCGAACAUUGACGGAUGGGUGAUGUUCGUAGGACGGACAUGGUAA
Messenger RNA from Pleurotus ostreatus (oyster mushroom), 1104 nucleotides. RefSeq lists its product as uncharacterized. The coding region runs from base 1 to 1104 and encodes 367 amino acids. The transcript is spliced from 3 exons. The record is from RefSeq and is a predicted model, not a curated record. NCBI's taxonomy places the organism in Eukaryota, Fungi, Basidiomycota, Agaricomycetes, Agaricales, Pleurotaceae.